CCGCGUGAGUCCCCCACAGGCUGCUCGGAAAAGCCAUCUUUGCAUUGUUCCUGGUCUCCGUCUCUCCGCUCGCCGCAGACUCCACCGUCGCCUGCCUUCCCUCCCUCUCUCCGGCCGCGGACUCCGGCAGCCUUUUCGCCAGAGUCUUCGAACUCUCGCUUUCUCUUUCGCCCGCUGCACCGGCUCACCGGCGUGCCCCACCAUGUCAGACGCGGCUGUGGACACCAGCUCCGAGAUCACCACCAAGGAUUUGAAGGAAAAGAAGGAAGUUGUGGAGGAGGCAGAGAAUGGAAGAGAAGCCCCUGCCAAUGGGAAUGCUAAUGAGGAAAAUGGAGAACAGGAGGGUGACAAUGAGGUAGAUGAAGAAGAAGAAGAAGGUGGGGAGGAAGAGGAGGAGGAGGAAGAAGGUGAUGGUGAGGAAGAGGAUGGAGAUGAAGAUGAGGAGGCGGAGGCAGCUACGGGCAAGCGGGCAGCUGAAGAUGAUGAGGAUGAUGAUGUUGAUACCAAGAAGCAGAAGACUGAUGAGGAUGACUAGACAGCAAAAAAGGAAAAGUUAUUGAAAAAAGGCCACCGUGACCUAUUCACCCUCCACUUCCCGUCUCAGAAUCUAAACGUGGUCACCUUCGAGUAGAGAAGCAGGCCCGCCCGCCAACCACGGGCAGCGCCACCCGCAGAUGACACACGCUCUUCACCACCCCACCAAAACCACAAUGAGAAUUUGCAACAGGGGAGGAGAAAACCAAAACUUCCGAGGCCCUGCUUUUUUUCUUAAAAGUACUUUAAAAGGAAAAUUUGUUUGUAUUUUUUAUUUACAUUUUAUAUUUUUGUACAUAUUGUUAGGGGUCAGCCAUUUUUAAUGAUAACGGAUGACCAGACCAGCCUUCAGAGCGUUCUCUGUCCUACUUCUGACUUUACUUGUGGUGUGACCAUGUUCAUUAUAAUCUCAAAGGAGAAAAAAAAAAAAAACCUUGUAAAAAAAACAAAAAAAAAAACAAAAAAACAAUCUUAUUCCGAGCAUUCCAGUAACUUUUUUUGUGUAUGUACCUAGCUGUACUAUAAGUAGUUGGUUUGUAUGAGAUGGUUAAAAAGGCCAAAGAUAAAAGGUUUCUUUUUUUCCUUUUUUGUCUAUGAAGUUGCUGUUUAUUUUUUUGGCCUGUUUGAUGUAUGUGUGAAACAAUGUCCAACAAUAAACCGGAAUUUUAUUUUGCUGAGUUGUUCUAACAAA
Messenger RNA from Jaculus jaculus (lesser Egyptian jerboa), 1225 nucleotides. It is a transcript of the gene Ptma, whose product is annotated as prothymosin alpha. Gene Ontology annotation, cellular component: nucleus. The transcript has 5 exons. Bases 203 to 535 code for a protein of 110 amino acids. Gene Ontology annotation, biological process: positive regulation of transcription by RNA polymerase II; negative regulation of apoptotic process. Gene Ontology annotation, molecular function: histone binding. The record is from RefSeq and is a predicted model, not a curated record. NCBI's taxonomy places the organism in Eukaryota, Metazoa, Chordata, Mammalia, Rodentia, Dipodidae.